UGUCACCUACAAUGUAAAUUCAGUUUUUGUUUUUCAAUAGUCUGUCCUUUUGUUUUCUCUGCUUAUUUCCUGAAUACAAUUACUAGAGUUUACAUCUUUUUUUUUUUUAAACCCCUCUCAAAUUAGGAGUAUCCACACUUCCCCUUCAUGGUGACUCGAACCCAAGACCUAACGGUCGUAGGUGGAGGUGCUUUUACCAACUGAGCAAGACUCAGUUGUCCUAAAGUUUACAUCUUAUGUUUAUUUCAGGUUAAGAGAUGAGCAUUUUCUUUCUUAAGGCUACUUUAAGCUUUCCUUUCUAAAAAGGAUAGUUUCUACGAGAUGGACAUCUUAAGAGUGUGCAAAAUUGUCGCAGCACGUGCAAAUAAGAGAUUAGGGAACAUUUUAUGCAAAAUGUACAUAAAAUGCUCCAAACCUAUGUGAAAAUCUAGGUCUGCAUCCAUUUAAAUUUUUGAUAGGAUGAUUUUGGUUGUUGUGCUUUUAGUAAAAUAUGUAGGAUUGUCAUUGCUGGAAAUAAUGCAGCAUAGUGCCAAAAAGUUAAGAUACUAUCCAAAUGUCCGUUUGAUUUUUUUUGAACGUUAUAUGUACUGUCUUAUUUUUCUAAACAUAUAGACACUACAUCGUCCAUUCACUUCUAUCUCUUGUAUUUGUAACCUAAAUUCUUGUAAGUAGCUAGACUCUAGAAUUUGAUUGCAUGUGUUCUUGUUUUUGGUCUUGUGGAAAUGCGAUCAGAGCUUGGAUACUGGCACCAAGUUGGUUGAAAGAAAGUGUCCGGACUGGCAAAUUUAUAGAUGAAAUGCCAUUUAUUUUGAGGGAUGAAGACUACGAACUGAAGUACAGAACUAAGCUUAAAGGGGCAGUUCUUAGAGCAAAAACAUACCCCCAAGCUCUGCUCAAGGGGUAUGACAUAUGUCUUGCAGCUCAUGUUCAUCCUCCAGUUGGUACCUUAUCAGCCAUUGUAAAAUCUGCAGGAGGAAAUGUUAUACAUGGACUAGAUCAAGUGAAAGACUAUUCUAAAACGAUAUUCGUUGCAUGUGAAGAAGACAUGGAUGAAGCACUGUCAGCGGUGAAGAAGGGAAUAUGGACUUUCAGCAGUGACUGGUUUAUGAACUGCAUAAUGAAACAAGAGCUUGACUUAGGAGCUCCUCAAUUUGCAGAGUCCCUCUAAUGCACAGAUAGAAUAUGAGCAAAGUGAUGUGAUAGAAUAUGAGCAAAGUGAUGUGAUAAAAGAGAACUCGCAGAGGGAACAUUUUACUUUUGGAGUAAGUAAAAAUAUAUCGUUUGACAUGCCCG
Nicotiana tabacum (common tobacco) is the source of this 1293-nucleotide messenger RNA. NCBI's taxonomy places the organism in Eukaryota, Viridiplantae, Streptophyta, Magnoliopsida, Solanales, Solanaceae. The record is from RefSeq and is a predicted model, not a curated record.